Messenger RNA from Choloepus didactylus (southern two-toed sloth), 677 nucleotides. Its product is annotated as protein MIS12 homolog. Gene Ontology annotation, biological process: protein localization to kinetochore; mitotic cell cycle; mitotic sister chromatid segregation. Gene Ontology annotation, cellular component: nucleus; chromosome, centromeric region. NCBI's taxonomy places the organism in Eukaryota, Metazoa, Chordata, Mammalia, Pilosa, Megalonychidae. The record is from RefSeq and is a predicted model, not a curated record.
GCCGAUGUUUGGUCAAAGUCAUCAUCUUCAUGAUCGCUUCGAUCUUUCACAAUCUCCUAGUGAAAUAAGCCAAGAUGUCUGUUGAUCCAAUGACGUAUGAGGCCCAGUUCUUUGGCUUCACACCCCAAACUUGUAUGCUUAGGAUCUACAUUGCAUUUCAAGACUACCUGUUUGAAGUGAUGCAGGCUAUUGAACAGGUUAUUUUGAAGAAGCUGGACGGCAUCCCAGACUGUGAAGUUAGCCCAGUCCAGAUUCGUAAAUGCACAGAGAAGUUUCUACGCUUCAUGAAGGGACGUUCUGAUAACCUUUUUGGCAAAAUGGAGCAGCUGUUUUUGCAGUUGAUUUUGCGUAUUCCCCCAAACAUCUUGCUUCCUGAAGAUAAAUCCAGUGAGGAAGAAUUCCAACUUCUCCAAAAAGAAAUCAAACAGUUACAAGAUAAGUAUAAGAUUGAAUUGUGCACUAAUCAGGCUCUUCUUGCAGAAUUAGAAGAGCAAAAAAUUGUUCAGGACAAACUCAAACAGACAUUGACUUUGUUCGAUGAGCUUGAAAAUGUUGCCAGAGAUCAUGGGACUAGUGAUAGUAGAGAGAGUUUGGUGUUUCUGGUCCAGAAUUCUAGAAAACUACAAAAUAUUCAAGACAGUGUAGAAAGGGAAGGCAAAAAACUGAAAAUAUCUUAA